GGGGAGGUUUUGUACACGAUCGGCGUGGUCUAACCGGCCAGUUCGUCGAAAACGUUGUACGUCGACGGUGACGACGCUCCGCCGUCGGCUUAUCUGUUUGCGUCCGAUCGAGAUUUCCGUUCAAACGCGUCAGCGAUUCCAAUCGUUUGUCCAUCGCUCGUUACGGAUGUAGGUCUUCGACGGAGAGCGCUCCAGUUGAUGACUUUGGCUUCGGGGAACAACCGAGAGACUUAAUUUCGAUCGAUUUCCGAAAUAAAAUCGAGCCAUUCGAUCCUCUCGACGAGGAUCACGAUCGUGGCAAUUAGCGUCAAAGGGGUUUCUUUCGAUCGGUGGUUACACUGGCAAUCGGCAUGACGAUCUCGGUGGCCGACACCGCCCUGGACAUGGAGAAGAAGGCGAUCGGGCGGUGCGCCCGGCGUAGCCAUCGUCUACGCCUCUGGCUCGCCUGGUUCUACUGCGGCAUCUUCCUGAUCAGCUCCGCCGGUUUCUACGCGUUCUGGUACACGAACGCGUUCAACGACGUCCUACUGUCGCAGCUGCCGCUGCGCAACGGCACCCGCGCCUUCGACUGGUGGCAGCGCCCGCCCUUCACGCUGAAGCACAGGGCUUACAUCUUCAAUUACACGAACGUGGACGAGUUCGAGGCGGGCGAGGCGAACAAGCUGCGCGUCCAGGAGCUCGGUCCCUACGAGUACCGCGAGACGUUGACGCGCACGAACGUCGCGUUGCACGACAACGGCACGGUCACCUACCAGAUCAAGAGGUCCUUCGAGUGGAUCGGCGGCCGACCCGGCAACGACACCGUCGUGGUGCCGAAUGUGCCGUUAAUGUUCGCCACCGCGUACGUGCGGGACCUGAACUUCGCGAUGCGAUUCAUCACUAACACGGUACUGUCGACCCUGCAGGAGAAAUCGUUCAUUAACGAGACUGCCAACGGUUUCCUCUGGGGAUACGACAAUCAUCUCUUUCACCUAAGCAAGCCGCUGAUGAUGCUCGAGCGGGACAUACCCUUCGAGAAGUUUGGCAUGCUGGCCAUAAAAAAAGGUAUCGAUAAGGAUCGCUUUACGGUACACACGGGAUCGCGAGGCAUUGAAAAUAUCGGCGUGAUCGACCGGUUGAACGGGAUGAACACCCGACACGUUUGGGAUGACGAGCGAUGCGAUAAAAUCGAGGGUAGCGACGGCAGCAUGUUCCCACCCCAUUUGAUAGAGGACCCAAGCGAGGCUCUCUGGGUGUAUUCCAAGGAUAUUUGCAGGAAGAUACCUUUCCGUUUUAGUGAAGAAGUGACCACCUUCGACAUACCUUCCUUAAGGUACAAAUUCACCCCCGAUGUGUAUAACUUUUCGGACAAGCAAAACGAGUGCUUCUGCUCGAAAGUACAUGGCAAAAGAGUCUGCCCGCCCUCGGGACUCUUCAACAUGUCCGCGUGCUCUUACGGCUCACCUUUGCUUUCGUCGUUUCCACAUUUUUACGGUGCCGACAAAUCCGUGCUGGAGCAAGUAGAUGGCUUGAAUCCUCGGCAGAAAGACCAUGAGAGUUACAUGGACAUACAUCCGCGCAUAGCGGUUCCUAUGGCCGGCUGGUCGAGAAUACAGGUGAACCUGGAGGUGCGAAAGGCGGUCGGCGUGCCGUUCCUUGGGAAGUUGAAGGACGGCAUAAUCCUUCCGCUCAUCUGGUUCGAGGACGGGGUGGACGAGCUCCCGGAGCAGAUACUGGACGUCCUCCAGAGCGCGCAUUUCACAGCGGCCAACGUGGAAAUGGCCUUGCAAUGGGGCACUCUAAUAACGAUGAUACUCUCCUUGAGCGCCGCGAUCGCCUGCCUCUGGAAAUAUCGCGUGGAACAGGUCGUGGAUGUCCGCAAGCCCUCGUUCAUUCAGAGCAACAUUCUCGAGGUGAUCAAAAGGGAAACCGCUCAGAAAGGAGCAGGGAAAGUUGCCCUAGGCGAAUAAAUAAUGUGCGUCCCUUCAGAAUAAUUACACAGUUAUUAUUUUAAAUAUUUUAAACAUUCUACGCGAGAAAAAAGCAAAGUUUUAACAGAAAACAUCUUUACGCGCAAAAAAAAGCUUAAAAUUGCAUGUGGCGACCGCUUAGUUCGCUUAUGUGGUCGCGCUUGCCCUGAAAGGAGAAACGUCGCGAGUGGAGACCACGUCGCGGUCCGUUCGGGAAAAAUAAACAAGAAUUGGGAUGUCUGGGAGAUAAUUAGAAGGUCUAAUUUUUUAGACGGUUCGAAUUUUUUUAACGCGUCUCUUGGAGAUUUUUUCGCGCUCUUGAGUCGACGUUCGGCUCGAGAUGAAAGAUGUGGAUCGUUAGUUUCUCGUGAAGUUGCACGGGAGAACGAAUCCGGCAUCAAGUAGAGCUCGGUAACGUUAAUAAUAUAAUUGUUGUGCAAUUAAAAUAACGUACGUUACUGGCGAACUAGGUUAAGCAUUUCGAUGCACGUGGAGGAAGUCCGUCAUUGUGAGGAACAAUUUCAACGUGAUAAGAAUUAAUAACUCUCUCGAAGAUAAAAAUCAUGAAAAUGCUCGUCCGUGUGAGAUAUUUUGCUAGCAACGCUUUGCGGUUUAAUGAGGCGUUCACCAAGCGACUUAUUACGGAUCUUACGAAUAAAUAGGGAUGAUGCUUUUGCUUUUGAUUAAUAUACCUAAUAAUGAAUAAUGUAUUUUGGCGAAUAAUAACAUUUCCAUGUUGAUAUCGGUUCGUGAAGUUAAAGAACUUUCUUAAAAACGAAUCAGAAAUAAUUAUCAAGUUUUUAAAUGCUCGCCCUUUUUAUUUGCUCCACUAUGAAAUUAUUUAAGAUCGCGAAUGCGGAUAAUCGAUCCGGGCGAGCGCAAGGUCUACCGAGAAUGCCGGUGGACCAGUAUAUAAUUCCUACAUGACAAGUUGACGCACCGUUGUUGCACCGUGAGAAAAGAGACGGCUGAGGGACACGCCCGCAACACGGCCAAAGCUGUGAUUGAAACUUUAAGUGCAUCGGAAAUAACGUGCAAUCGGUGUAAUUAUGCCGCGGUUGCGAUCCGUCGACGGUUGCGGCAUUCGCAUCUCUCUCGUCGUGUUAUUACCCCGCGGCGGUGUCGCCGACCGCGACGGUGCGUUACGCCGGAGCAGCGUAAUGAACGACCUGUACUUAAUUAAGCGGUACACACGCGACGGCAGUACGUAUUACAUACGACCGUUCAAUUAAACGAGCUCGUUGUCUCGACGGCGAGAUUCGAUAUACAUAGGCUGCUUUAACGUAGAGUGUAAGUUCUUUUUAUCUCAUCUCUGUGGCGGUCCGCCUCUCGAUACUCUCGCGCGGUGUGACUCGCCGCGUACCUUCCUAAUCAUUUCUCUAACUUUAAGUUCGAAAGCGGAGAGAUCGAGGAGACGCGAGUUCUCCAUCAGAAUCGGUAUAGGUAUAUCGGUUAGAUAUAUUGUACAUACAUAUGUGUUAAGAAAUCGUACGGCGCGCGCCGUUAUUUUUUAUUUUCCUACACUGGUUGAAAAAAAAGUUUUAUUUUAAUACAGUA
Messenger RNA from Wasmannia auropunctata (little fire ant), 3506 nucleotides. Its product is annotated as lysosome membrane protein 2-like. The record is from RefSeq and is a predicted model, not a curated record. The transcript is spliced from 4 exons. Gene Ontology annotation, cellular component: membrane; cytoplasm. Lineage: Eukaryota; Metazoa; Arthropoda; Insecta; Hymenoptera; Formicidae. Gene Ontology annotation, molecular function: scavenger receptor activity. The coding region runs from base 351 to 1949 and encodes 532 amino acids.